GCACUCCAGAAAAACCUUCCCAGAACAGCAUCAUGAUCGUCUGUGUGCUUUUGCUAGUCACCCUGCUACCAUAUCUGAGCCUUCAAGCAUCUGUGGAUGUAGGUAUAGUGAACGGUACAGAAGCCAAACCUCAUUCAAGACCCUACAUGGUCUCCAUUCAAAGAAAUAACAAACACAAAUGCGGUGGCUUCCUUGUGUCUGAACAGUUUGUCAUGACGGCUGCACACUGCUUUACAGAAGGAGAGAAGCUGACAGUCAUGGUUGGAGCUCAUGAUCACAAUCAUGGUACUAGCCGCAUGGAAGUCAAGUUCUACCACAUCCACCCUGGGUAUGAGUCUAAGAGUCUGCUAAAUGACAUCAUGCUACUUCAGCUGCGUAUAAAGGUCAACAAGACCAACAAAGUUGACUGGAUCUCCAUACCAAAGAAAGAUCAGGACAUCAAGGCCAAGGCCCAAUGCAGUGUUGCCGGAUGGGGGAAAAUAACCACCAAUGGUGCAGCAAGUGAUAAACUUAUGGAGGCUGAUGUCACAAUCUUUGAUAAAAAAGCAUGUCAGAAGUACUGGGGGAAGCAGUACUCCACCUCAAGGAUGGUGUGCGCAGGGGGUCGUGGAGGAUUUUGUCAGGGUGAUUCUGGAGGACCUUUGGUGUGUAAAAAAGUCGCAGUUGGUAUCGUUUCAUUCAAUCAGCCAAAGAAAUGUAACUCCCCUACAUUACCCAAUGUCUACACCAAGAUUUCCAAAUUUCUGCCUUGGAUAAAAUGUAUUUUGGGAGGUGUGAAUGGAAAGAUGGUCUCGACCCUUCUCAGCAGGCUUGGUUUCCUGUGGGGGGCUGAUCGCAUCGCAUGUGGUACAUUUGGAGCUGAUAUCAUCAAUGGCAAAAAAGCCAAGAAGAGCUCCAUGCUUUACAUGGCAUCAGUUCAGAUUGAAGGACAACACAGAUGUGGAGGAUUCCUGAUCGACCCGAGCUACGUGCUCACGGCCGCACACUGCGAUAAAAGAGGCAACAUGACUGUGGUCCUGGGCACCCACAACAUCAGUCCACAAGGGGCGAAUCUGAGAAGAUAUACAGUGCAAAAUAAACAUAAGCACCCAUCUUUCAAAAACGUGAAAGCUGGCAAUGACAUCAUGCUUCUGAAGCUGUCCAAGAAGCUGAAAGCCAAAGGUGUGAAAAUCAUCAAAAUCCCGAGCAAUGACAAACCACUGAAGCCUAAAUCCAAGUGUCAGGUUGCUGGAUGGGGUAAAACCGAACAGCAUAAUGUGGUGAACGAUCUGCUGGUCACAGACGUGUUGACCAUCAACUUCACAAUCUGCAAGACGAUGUGGGAAAAAGUGCAAGUAAAACUCCCAGAAAACACUCUGUGCGCUGGAGGCUCCAAGACUAAAAGUGGCGCUUGCCAGGGCGAUUUGGGUGGACCGCUAGUGUGCAGUGGGAAAGCGGUGGGCAUCGUCUCUUUGGAUCGCUGCGACUACCCAAAUGUUCCCAAUAUUUACACUCAAAUUUCAAAAUACACAGUCUGGAUCAAGAAGGUGAUCAAUGGAGCAAUCUUCAGUCUUAUCAAGAUGACUACAGCGUACAGCCUGUUGCUCUCAGUGGCUUUGACAAGCUUGACACUGACUGGUACAUUUGGAGCUGAUAUCAUCAAUGGCAAAAAAGCCAAGAAUUCCUCCAUGCUUUACAUGGCAUCAGUUCAGAUUGAAGGACAACACAGAUGUGGAGGAUUCCUGAUCGACCCGAGCUACGUGCUCACGGCCGCACACUGCGAUAAAAGUGGCAACAUGACUGUGGUCCUGGGCACCCACAACAUCAGUCCACAAGGGGCGAAGCUGAGAAGAUAUACAGUGCAAAAUAAACAUAAGCACCCAUCUUUCAAAAACGUGAAAGCUGGCAAUGACAUCAUGCUUCUGAAGCUGUCCAAGAAGCUGAAAGCCAAAGGUGUGAAAACCAUCAAAAUCCCGAGCAAGGAAAAACCACUGAAGCCUAAAUCCAAGUGUCAGGUUGCUGGAUGGGGUAAAACCGAACAGCAUAAUGUGGUGAACGAUCUGCUGGUCACAGACGUGUUGACUAUCAACUUCACAAUCUGCAAGACGAUGUGGGAAAAAGUGCAAGUAAAACUCCCAGACAAUGUCUUGUGCGCUGGAGGUUUCGAGACUAAAAGUGGCGCUUGUCAGGGUGAUUCAGGUGGACCACUAGUGUGCAGUGGGAAAGCGGUGGGCAUCGUCUCUUUCAACAUGGGUCGCUGCGACUACCCAAAUGUUCCCAAUAUUUACACUCAAAUUUCAAAAUACACAGUCUGGAUCAAGAAGGUGAUCAAUGGAGGUGCCUGAUGCCUUUAACACUGAAUUAUAUUGUGCAGUUUGCUAAACUUAGAUUUUAUGUUGAGGUGAAUGCUACCUGUCAAAAUGUUUCAA
Messenger RNA from Rhinichthys klamathensis goyatoka, 2408 nucleotides. RefSeq names its product transmembrane protease serine 9-like. The record is from RefSeq and is a predicted model, not a curated record. Gene Ontology annotation, molecular function: serine-type endopeptidase activity. The transcript has 15 exons. Gene Ontology annotation, biological process: proteolysis. NCBI's taxonomy places the organism in Eukaryota, Metazoa, Chordata, Actinopteri, Cypriniformes, Leuciscidae. The coding region runs from base 33 to 2324 and encodes 763 amino acids.